Molecule: messenger RNA, 1058 nt
Organism: Drosophila nasuta
Lineage: Eukaryota; Metazoa; Arthropoda; Insecta; Diptera; Drosophilidae
Gene: Hmgcl
Product: hydroxymethylglutaryl-CoA lyase
Exons: 3
Coding region: 69-1058 (329 amino acids)
Biological process (GO): L-leucine catabolic process; ketone body biosynthetic process
Molecular function (GO): hydroxymethylglutaryl-CoA lyase activity
Source: RefSeq, a predicted model, not a curated record
CACCUGUUGCUGUUGAUGCGCGAAAAAGAAGAAGCACUUCACGUAACAAAAACUAAACCCAACCCACAAUGUUGAGUCCUAGUUGUUUGGCCCUUAAGUGUCAACCGCUGCUUCGCUACUCCGCGAUUAGACUGUUGUCUAGCAAGGUGUCGCAGGAUCGAGUGCGUAUAGUUGAAGUGGGCCCCAGGGAUGGAUUGCAAAACGAGCCUAAACUUUUACCGGCAGCCGUCAAAAUCGAUUUGAUCGAUCGCCUAUCUGAAACCGGAUUACAAACGAUUGAAGCUACCAGCUUUGUGAGUGCCAAAUGGGUGCCGCAAAUGGGCGACAAUGCGGAAGUGCUGCGCGGUAUUCGCCGGGUGCCUGGAAUUAGUUACCCAGUGCUCACACCUAAUCUAAAGGGCUUUGAAAGCGCCUUGGCUGCGGGUGCCGAAGAAGUUGCAGUGUUUGGUGCCGCUUCCGAUGCCUUUUCGCUGAAGAACGUUAAUUGUGAUGCAGCGGCAGCCAUUGAGCGCUUUAAACCUGUACUGGCAGCUGCCAAGCAACAUGGAAUCCGAGUUCGUGGCUACGUGUCCACCAUUGUGGGUUGUCCUUACGAAGGCGCCGUGGCACCCAAAGCCGUCGUCAAAGUGGUUGAGGCGCUGCACCAAAUGGGCUGCUACGAGAUCUCCCUGGGCGACACCAUUGGCGUUGGAACGCCGGGCAGCAUGCGCCGUAUGCUGGACGAAGUGUCGCGCGCUGUGCCUGCAGACCAACUUGCCGUGCAUUGUCAUGACACUUAUGGCCAAGCAUUGUCCAACAUCUUGACCUCACUGGAUUACGGCAUCAGGGUGGUGGAUGCCUCGGUCUCGGGGCUGGGCGGAUGCCCAUAUGCACGAGGCGCCUCUGGCAAUGCAGCCACCGAGGAUGUGGUUUAUAUGUUGCACGGCAUGGGCUUGAAAACUGGAGUCAAUUUGGAUAAACUAAUUGAAGUAGGACGUUUUAUAUGCACCGAGUUGGGCAGACCGUCCGAGUCCAAGGUGAAUCGCGCCUGGAAGGGACCACAAUCGCAGAAGAUCUAA